AUGAAACAGUACAUUCCAGAUAGUUUGUCUGGUAAAGUUAUAAAGCUCCACCAGAAGGAAACAGCCGAGCAUGUGAUAUAUGAGACGACUGAUAACAAGUCGGGAACAAGAUGCGAUAAAGAAAAACGGGAGGUGCAUAACCACGAAGUGUGUGUACUUACAGAUGAAGAUAUACAUACGGAAUUGCCGAUACCGCUAUUCAUGAGGCUUCCGGAUGAAUGCAAAAAGCAAUAG
Molecule: messenger RNA, 234 nt
Organism: Plasmodium inui San Antonio 1
Lineage: Eukaryota; Apicomplexa; Aconoidasida; Haemosporida; Plasmodiidae
Exons: 1
Coding region: 1-234 (77 amino acids)
Source: RefSeq, a predicted model, not a curated record